This is a messenger RNA of Papilio polytes (common Mormon), 959 nucleotides long. RefSeq lists its product as uncharacterized. Bases 105 to 857 code for a protein of 250 amino acids. The record is from RefSeq and is a predicted model, not a curated record. Lineage: Eukaryota; Metazoa; Arthropoda; Insecta; Lepidoptera; Papilionidae. Gene Ontology annotation, biological process: protein polyglutamylation. The transcript has 5 exons.
AAUAUAGUAAACAGUAAAACAAAGUCUUUAUUUGACAUUUCCAACUGGGUUGCUAUGGCAUUUUAUGUUGCUUAUUUUAGACAAUAUUCAAUUUGUUGACUAUCAUGAGUUUUUCUGUAGAUUUAGUAUCAGAAGAUUCUUUUUAUGAAAAUAUCACGCUGGGUGUUACAAGAGUCCUUGAGUCUGAUCCCCGUAUAUCAAACGUGGCAGUAGAACGACGAUCGCCCUGCGAUCGUAUAGCUAUUUCUAACUGGGAGCAAAGGCAUUCGACUAUUUUGCCGGAUGAUUUACGCAAUUUUUAUGCUUCUAGUGAUGGAUUUUUAUUGACAUGGAAUUUUAAAUAUUCGGCUGAUGAAAUUUUGCAAGUUGGGUCUAUAAAAGUAAAUUCGUUAAGUGAAUUAUGUUUGUCUGCCGGCUUAAAAGACCUUUUGGACUUCUCGGUGACACGGAAUAGUUCUGGAUCACGACCAGUACUUAAUCCAAAAAGCAAAGUUUUUGAAUUAGAUACCUGUAGAAAUAUCGGAAAGGUUUGCCUAAUUUGUACAAACGGUAGCUGGUCCAUUUGGUUAGCGACCCGCGAAGGUGCCUGGGGCUGGUUGGCGGACUCCUUCACUUGUUACUUCAGGAUGUCCUUAGUACACCUCGGACUGCCGGGUUGGCAAGCCGCUUUCACGAAUUUGCCUCUUAUUCCUUGGGCAGAGCAACUAUUUUUAUUGUUGGCGCCUCACCUAUUGGAGAGAGAGACUGACAGUACGAAUGCGAGCGGUUCUGAAACUGGCUUGAACCAUAUAGAUCCCAAUAUAUUCAAGAACUCCGUUCGCCAUUACAAGACAAAUCGUCAACCUAAUAAUCAAUGACCAUCAUGUUGUAGUUAUGGUGGAAUUCAAGGAUAAAACAUGUCGAAAGAUGUGGUAUUACUGAAUAAAAUUCUUGUGCAAAAGCAAAUAAACUUUUAUUUA